CAUUAACAGAGAGGGAGUCUGUCUUCUUCUCCGGGACGCUGCACACAGUAAGGUACCAUACCAACCGGCUGCAAGGAAAAGACCAAGCUAUGGGCCAUCAGAUGCCUGCCGCCGCCUGCUUCAUCUUUGCUCUAUGUCUCUGCUUUGUAACAGGAAACCCUGCACUAAAAGCCAACCCGGCCGAAGAAGAGCAAAGGGAUGCGAAAUUUCUGUUGCCUUGUGAUAUAAACACCAACAGAAGACCAGAUAAAGAUGCUGCAUCAGUUCAUUCGCUCAGCCCCUUGGACAUCAAGGUUUUAUCCACUUUGAGAAGCUUGAAACUCAAUCCUGAUGGGGCAAAUAACAGACUGCAGAGCUUGGAGCAGGUAUUGCAGAGGGCCAGCCGGGAUGUUGAAUCCUACAUCGGUCAAAAAUUGCCUUCAGCCUCCCGUAUUUCUCCUCCACCACAAGAGAACCUGUUAGAAGAAGCUAAGAAGCUGGUGGAAAGCCUAAAGCAAGGCCAGAUGGUGUCUUUUGCCAACGACUGGAAGAUGAUCACCAUCUUUGUUACUGCUGAAGACCCUUGUGGGUUCUGCAAUCAGAUGGAUCACACAGAAGGCACUAUCAGAAAACUGGAGAGUGUUCUAGAUUUACUACACAAAGAACUUCCGAAAACAUUUGUGAGUUUGGUGGACUUGACGGAGCUAAAUGGCUUGUACCUGUCUCAUCCCAGCCAAGCAGAGCUCAGGAAAUCAUGUGACUGUUUCAGGAAACCAUCAGAUUACACCAAAACCACAUUCCGCUUUUCAUUCCAGGUUGCCCUUGAAAGACUGAUACUUUCUGGACAAUAUGACACCAGGGAGGACUUCACUGUUGCACUGCAUCCCGUCAUCAAAAUGGUGGACUAUGGAAAUUCUUGGGAGUCUUACGAUCUUCAGUGCUCUGUUCAGGCCCGUCCUUACCUCAAUACUCACAGAAACAGCCCUUAUGAGUCGCUCAGUGACAUGCUACUCUAUGAAGAGAAAAAUGCACAGACGAAGGCCUUUGGCUCUAAUUUUACCUGCACAGAUUUAUCUCCUUCUGACACCAUCCCAACCUCUGUUCACAGAUUGAAGCCGGCAGAUUUUAAGGUCAUCGCUGCUUUGGGAGACUCCAUUACUGCUGGAAAUGGAGCAGGUGCCGUGAUCACUGAUCCCCUGGAUAUAGUUACUGAGUACCGUGGUCUCUCCUGGAGCAUUGGUGGAGAUUUAGAACUCAGCAAUGUGACAACAAUAACUAAUAUUCUCCGGCUGUACAACCCUAAUAUUGUAGGCUUCUCCACCGGAAGAGGAUCCCAGCACCUUCCCAAUGCUAAUCUAAACCGAGCCGUCCCCGGAGCCAAAGCAGAUGAUAUGCUGGAGCAGUCUCAGUUACUUGUGCAAAGGAUGAAGUUGUCUUCGAAAAUAAAUAUGACUGAGGACUGGAAACUUCUGACUAUAUUUAUCGGAGGAAACGAUCUUUGUGGCAUCUGUAAAGACCCAAUUUAUCAUUCUCCAGAAAAAUAUAUUUAUCGUAUCCAAGAAGCUCUGGACUACCUGCAUGCCGAGGUCCCGCGGUUGUUUGUGAAUCUGGUUUUAAUUCUGGAUAUAAUGCCACUGAAAGGCCUUUACGAUGAUAAACGGACUCACUGCCCGCAGACUAUCAUGAGGGGACUGUGCAGCUGCAUUGUAGAAAAUGAACACAACUCUCUGCUGCUUGAGACCGCUAAACAGUAUAACAAGAAAUAUCAGGAAAUGACAUAUCAGUUAAUUGAAACCGGGAGGUAUGAUACCAAAGAGGACUUUGGCGUUGUUGUCCAGCCAUUUUUCGAAUACCUUGAAAUACCAAUAACUGCGGAAGGAGUUCCUGACAGAUCGUAUAUGUCUCCAGACUGCUUUCAUUUUGGUGAGAAAGGCCAUGCCCAGGGUGCCCGAGCUCUAUGGAAAAACAUGUUUGAACCAGUUGGUCAGAAGACAAAAGAUCAGUCUCUUGCUGAAGAUAUUGCUGUCCACUGUCCACCACAGAGUGAUCCCUUUGUGAAGACAGCACGGAACAGUAACUACGUCUAUCCGACCGUAACCCCCGAUCACACCCUUGGAAGCAAACUCACAUGCGCAGACAAAAGUCCCUCCAAUCCAAAACCUGCAUCAGUUCACGCACUGAAACCCGCUGACGUGACAGUUGUGGCAGCCAUCGGAGACUCCCUGACAGCUGGAAAUGGUAUUGGUUCCAAACCAAAUGAUGUCUUGGACGUGCUUAAUAUGUACAGAGGGUUAUCAUGGAGCAUUGGUGGUGAUUCUACGUUAGACCGUGUAACCACCCUGCCAAAUAUACUGCGUGAGUUUAACCCGCUGCUCACUGGAUUUUCAACCGGAACAGGAAAUAAAUCUCUUCAUAAUUCCUAUCUGAAUGAAGCCGUUCCUGGAGCCAAGGCCUUUAAUUUACCAGAACAAGUACACGCCCUGAUUGCUCAACUGAAAGAAGACAAGAGAGUCAAUUACAAUAAUGACUGGAAGGUGAUCACUAUAUUAAUUGGACCUAACGACGUGUGUGCUUCAUGCUCAGAUGCUAACUUUUUUUCCACCAAAAACUUUAUCGAUUACAUUCGAGAGGCGCUGGACAUUUUGCACAAGGAGGUCCCUAGAGCAUUUGUUAACCUGGUGGAAGUGAUGGAUAUCUACCCAUUGAGAGAAGCUGUUUUAGACCCACGAGUGAAUUGUCCUGUCCUAAUUACUAAGAUGCUCUGUCCCUGUCUACUAAAUAUUGCAGACAACUCAGAUGAAAUGAAGUUUAUUAAAGGCAUGAACAGCGGCUAUCAGCACAACACCCAACAGCUGAUUGACUCAGGAAGGUACGACACAAGAGAUGACUUCACUGUGGUUCUACAGCCAUUUUUCCGCAAUCCCAAAAUUCCCAAACUCACGGAUGGGAUCCCGGAUACAUCGUUCAUGGCCCCAGACUGUUUUCACCUCAGUCAGAAGUCACAUUCACAGAUGGCCAGGAUGCUAUGGAAAAAUAUGCUGGAGCCUGUUGGAAAGAAAACUGAUGUAUUAGACUUGGUGGCUAUUGAUGCACUGAGCUGCCCCACUCAGGAUCAGCCAUUCCUAAGGACAUACAAAAACAGCAACUACAAUUAUUCCCCUCCAAAGCCCACACCGCCCCCUGUAACGAACUGGGGUAGUGACAUGAUGUGCCAGGCAGCCGGACCUUCCUCCCAAAUCCCAACAUCAGUGCACAAGUUACGCCCAGCAGACAUCAAGGUGGUCGCAGCCCUUGGGGAUUCCCUAACUGCAGCGUAUGGAGCAAAGUCACCCUCACUCAAUGAAAUGUCAACUGAGUAUCGGGGGGUUUCUUGGAGCAUUGGUGGUGAUGGGACCCUGGAUGAAUGUACAACAUUGCCCAAUAUUCUGAAGAAAUUUAAUCCAAACAUAAAGGGAUUUUCCACAGGAGUUGGCAAAGCAAACACAAUGUUUAAUGUAGCCAUUAGUGGUGCCAAAGCAGAAAAUAUGUUAUCUCAAGCAACCACCCUAGUGAAUAAGAUGAAAGAAAGCACUAUGAUCAAUUUUAAGGAAGAUUGGAAGGUUAUCACAGUCUUUAUUGGUGCCAACGAUCUCUGCCAGUUUUGCCACAACAGGGACAGAUAUUCCCUACGCAAUCAAGUCGACCAUAUUAAAAAAGCUUUGGACAUUUUAUACAAAGAGAUCCCUCGAGCCUUUGUGAAUCUGGUGGAGAUUUUGGAGGUGGAAGGACUGCGCAGAGUAAAGGCAAACAAUUUUGGCUGUGCCCUGCUAAAGCCAAAUCUUUGUCCAUGUUUCAUAAACCCACGGGAAGGGUCCCCGGAACUGUUUGAAAUGAAAAAGUUUAACAAGGACCUACAGACCCAAGUGGUGGCGUUGGCUGAGAAAUACCAGGAUCGCGAAGACUUUGCAGUCGUAGUGCAACCGUUUUUCAAAAACAGCGUUCUGCCUGUUGAUAAGAACGGUGAUGCCGAUAUAAGCUUCUUUUCCGUGGAUUGCUUCCAUUUCACCGAGAGAGGCCAAUCAGAGAUGGCUAUAGCCCUGUGGAACAGCAUGCUGGAACCCAUUGGACAAAAGCAUGAAUUCAAUAAUUUCACCCAUGAUCGUUCCAAGCUGAAAUGCCCUACACAGAACCAGCCUUAUCUCUUCACCCUGAAAAAUAGUGGACUCCCUGAAACUGUAGCUCCCGUACCAGAAGAGAAAGAAGGUCAGGUGCCCUACUGGUCAGUGAUAGUGGGCACCAUCGGUGGACUGGCUGUAGGGUGUGCGAUCGUCGGAAUUGCAAUGUCUAUGGCCAAUCGGAAGAAGAUGCGUAAGUUGAAAGCAUCACCAGUAAAUGGUUCCACCUUCUGAGACACAUGUGCACCCAUCGUAAGCUCACCCACAGAGGCUGGAAAUUCAGAGACUCUUCCAAAUUCCUAUAUAUAGAUCCAAACUUCUAGCCUGGCCUUGGAGGCCAUCUUCUGAGAUGAACUCUUCUUGGUUACAGGUUCAGUUACCCUGAAACACGAACGUUAUUCAAUUGCACAGAUGCUCCAGCUAUUCGUAUCCUGUACUUGCUUUGAAACAUAACCUUUGUUUCAGGAGACCCAAAUUUAGUGUUGGAGCCAAGAAUUGGUUUAGAAUUAUCUUGUAAUUUACCAUUUGUCAAUAUGUUAUUAAUAGGGAUCCACUGUGAACAGCAUGGGGACCCUACUCCAGAGUUUAUGAAUCACUGGUGUAAAUAUUCCAAAUGCAUUUGAGAAUUAAAAUUGCAAAAAGUAUUUUUUAUUGUAUACACGUGUAAAUCUGUUCAAAUUAUAGGCAAAAUAAAGACUGAAUACACAAUGAAAUUUAUGUAAAUAUAUUAUGUCUCAGUGUGUGACCAAUAGCUUGAUGGAUUUAUUUAUCUCAGCAAGCAGUGGUAUUCUAUUAUUUUAAUUAUUUAAAAUUGUUAUUUAAUUACUACUAGUUUGCAUUUGUAAAUUAGGCGGAAAGGAGGGAAAAGUACUGCACACGGUUAAAAAAAUCCUUGUCUUCCUUGAAAAGUCCUGUGAUUAAGCCAGGGACUUGGAAUUGGUGAAAUCUGCUGAAAAAAGCAGAGUAUUUGGACAAAUCGCAAACGGAAUCCUGGAUUUUGUGCAUCACUAGUUGUUUUUAAUGUACUGGAAUAAUUUUUUUUACGUUUAAGGCACAUUUCAGUGGAUUAAUUUUUCCUCCGUCAUUUUCUUCAUCUUUCAUUAAAGCUGAGUGUUUCUUUUUAA
This is a messenger RNA of Xenopus laevis (African clawed frog), 5257 nucleotides long. Its product is annotated as phospholipase B1, membrane-associated. The transcript is spliced from 57 exons. The record is from RefSeq and is a predicted model, not a curated record. Lineage: Eukaryota; Metazoa; Chordata; Amphibia; Anura; Pipidae. Bases 90 to 4367 code for a protein of 1425 amino acids.